AUGAGUCGCCGCUUAUUCACAAGGAUUGCCAAUGAUUUGGCGGGGCUAGACCCGUUUUUCACACAACGUCCUGAUGCUCGAAAUUAUGAAGGGUUUACAACGUUACAAAAGUGUACUGCGGCCAUUCGACAACUGGCGUACGGGACAGUGGCCGACGCUUUGGACGAGUACUUACAGAUGUCGGCAAGAACUACGCGGGAAUGUUUGUAUCGGUUUUGCCAUAAUGUGGUGAAACUGUAUAGCAAAAAAUAUUUGCGGAAACCAAACGCGUAUGAUGUUCAACAGUUGUACCAAGCUCAUGAAGCAAGGCACGGGUUUCCGGGAAUGCUUGGUAGCAUUGAUUGUAUGCAUUGGGGGUGGCAUAAUUGCCCGACUGCGUGGGGCGGCCAAUAUACGCGAGGUGAUCACGGCUAUCCAACCGUGAUACUUGAAGCUGUGGCAUCACAAGAUUUGUGGAUAUGGCAUUCUUUCUUUGGUCUCCCUGGUUCACUCAACGACCUCAACGUGUUAUACCAAUCGGCCAUCUUUACCGAUGUCGUUAAUGGAACGGGACCGGACACACGUUUUACAGUUUCUGGGGUUGAGUAUACACGUGGGUAUUAUCUUGCUGACGGGAUAUAUCCGUCUUGGUCUACAAUUGUGAAGACUAUUCCAUAUCCCGAGGACGAAAAACGGAAAAAAUUUGCCAAGCGUCAAGAAGCUGCAAGAAAAGACAUCGAACGUGCUUUUGGUGUCUUACAAAAAAAAAUGGGCCAUCGUUGCACAACCGGCACGUGCGUUCACCCCAAAAAGGUUGCGUCUUUGUAUGUACGCUUGCAUUUUGCUCCAUAA
Molecule: messenger RNA, 831 nt
Organism: Helianthus annuus (common sunflower)
Lineage: Eukaryota; Viridiplantae; Streptophyta; Magnoliopsida; Asterales; Asteraceae
Exons: 1
Coding region: 1-831 (276 amino acids)
Source: RefSeq, a predicted model, not a curated record